AUGCGGGUGGGCCGUGGCAGGCAGGCUGCCUCGUUCGCCGCGACCGUUGGUGUUGUCAUUCACGGCGCAGCCGCGCCGCUGGUUGACGCACUAAAGGUCGCGCGCCCGGCGGAUGCACCGGAUGGUGUGGUGCUUGUGCGGUCGCAGACGUACACGCGCCGCGUUUCCUCUGCCCUGCCGGCGGCUACGUCGAGUGACGCCCGUCACUCCGUCUCCGCUCAGGCAGGGAGUGCUACUAAACAAGCAGCCUCUGUUGCAGAUAACGAGUGGCACGUAGUCACCCCACGAAGGGACAGACGCCGUGCUGCAGGACGCAGAUCACCGCCUCCGGACCGACGGCGCAUCAUACCGCCCAGUCCGCCUAACAGCGGCCCGGCGCGAGCCAACGCGCCUGGGCGGCCGGCGCGAGCUAAACCUCCUGUUUCUCGCGCUGGCGCCAGGGCGCGGGCGACCGCUGGGCCAUCUGUUGGCGGCGCGGCGAACACCAGCCGCGGUGCGCCCGACCCGAGCGCCAGGCCGGCGCAAGCUACACCGGCCCCUGCUGCUACCGCUGCGCCACCUGUCACCACCGGCGCGGCGAUCGAAAGCAGCACUGCGCGGCCCACGCCAGAUGGCAGCACGGCACCACGACCGACGCAGACGACGGAGCAGCGCGACGUGAACGGAGGGACUGCAGCUGCAUUUCCGAGACGUGGCAGCAGCAAGAGGAGAUGCCGACGCCGUAACAACCGUCCCAGUCCUGAUCCUCCGCCGCAAAACUCCCGUCCUUCACCAAACCUGACAGACCCCCUGUACCCUCCGAACAGGAGCGUUCACGACAAGCAGUGGUGGGACGCAUUCGUCGCGGUCGUCGAGGACUUCAUCUCCGAGAUCGCCGAGACGAAGCCACAACGCCAGGCAGCCGGAGGUCGACAGGAUGGGCCACCAGCAGCAGCGCACCGCGGCCAGGGCCGCGCCGACGCUGCUGCCAAUCCCCCUCCCCCUGCCCCUACACGCGGCCGCGAUGCGCCAGCUGCUGUCCCGGACUUUGCCGCCACCACGCCUCCUGAUGUCAGCGAGGAGGUCCUGCCGCCGAUCACCCCCUCAGAGGUGCAACAGUGGCUCCAGAAGGCGAGCAAUACUGCUCCUGGGUCAGUCGGAGUCACCUAG
Messenger RNA from Schistocerca piceifrons (Central American locust), 1149 nucleotides. RefSeq names its product translation initiation factor IF-2-like. Lineage: Eukaryota; Metazoa; Arthropoda; Insecta; Orthoptera; Acrididae. Bases 1 to 1149 code for a protein of 382 amino acids. The transcript is spliced from 3 exons. The record is from RefSeq and is a predicted model, not a curated record.